Molecule: messenger RNA, 3497 nt
Organism: Jaculus jaculus (lesser Egyptian jerboa)
Lineage: Eukaryota; Metazoa; Chordata; Mammalia; Rodentia; Dipodidae
Gene: Fam76a
Product: family with sequence similarity 76 member A
Exons: 10
Coding region: 329-1381 (350 amino acids)
Source: RefSeq, a predicted model, not a curated record
UUCCAGGCGGCGUCCCCGCGUGACUCGCGCUUUACAUAAUCGCGGCCUCGCGCGUCAUAGUGGCGUCCUCCCGGGCCCGACCGAAUCAGAGUCGUUGGGAGCUCGGCGUUCCGUCCCUUCCCGCUUGCUCGACGUCGAAGGCCACCAGUGAACGGGCGACCAGCUUUCGUAGUGCCAGCCCCUAUCCGUGUUGGGCCCGCCUCUUCCACAGCUCGCUGCCCGCCUGCCUGCCUGUCGCCGCGGCCGCCGCCGGGUUCCUUUAAGACUGUCAGAUAAAAGCGGCGGCGGGCCGGCCGGCAGGGCGGUGAGGACGGCCCCGGGGCCGGACAUGGCGGCUCUCUACGCCUGCACCAAGUGCCACCAGCGCUUCCCCUUCGAGGCGCUGUCUCAGGGGCAGCAGCUGUGCAAGGAAUGCCGGAUUGCACACCCUGUUGUGAAGUGUACCUACUGCAGGACUGAGUACCAGCAAGAGAGCAAAACCAACACAAUUUGUAAGAAGUGUGCUCAGAAUGUGCAGUUGUAUGGAACGCCCAAACCUUGUCAGUAUUGCAACAUAAUUGCAGCAUUUAUUGGUAAUAAAUGCCAGCGUUGCACAAAUUCUGAGAAAAAGUAUGGACCACCAUAUUCUUGUGAACAGUGCAAGCAGCAAUGUGCCUUUGACAGGAAAGAUGAUAGAAAGAAGGUAGAUGGGAAAUUGCUGUGCUGGCUGUGUACACUUUCAUAUAAACGUGUCCUUCAGAAGACCAAAGAGCAGAGGAAACACCUGAGCAGCUCUUCCCGUGCCAGCCAUCAGGAGAAGGAGCAAUACACCCGCUUGAGUAGUGGCAGUCAUUACAACAGCCAGAAAACACUUUCUACAUCUUCAAUUCAAAAUGAAAUCCCAAAGAAAAAGUCCAAGUUUGAUUCAAUCACAACCAAUGGAGACAGCGGUGCUUCCUCUUAUGGACUGCUUUGUCCUAAUAUCCAGAGCCCGUCUGCACUGCUGCAGUGGGCUGCUUCCCAACAGAGUCUUGGAGCCAACCAUUUUCCUGUUCCUCCAGGCCCAGGCAUCCUGAACUUUUCCCCAGACCUGGCUCUAGACUCACCAGGCACUGACCACUUUGUCAUCAUUGCCCAGCUGAAGGAAGAGGUUGCCACUCUGAAAAAGAUGUUGCAUCAGAAGGAUCAAAUGAUCUUAGAGAAAGAGAAGAAGAUUACAGAGUUGAAGGCUGAUUUUCAAUACCAGGAAUCUCAGAUGCGGGCCAAAAUGAACCAAAUGGAGAAAACCCAUAAAGAAGUCACAGAACAAUUGCAGGCUAAAAACCGAGAGCUCCUGAAGCAGGCAGCUGCCUUGUCCAAGAGCAAGAAGUCUGAGAAGUCAGGAGCUAUAACCUCUCCAUGACAGACCACAAAGAGGCUCCCAAGCAACAGCAAAUGGAGUCAUCCUGGCCAGGGUUGGAGAUCUGGCUGUUCUCUGGGAACUGCAAGCUUUCUUACAAAAUCUCUAUUUUAUUACCGUUAUCUUUCUUUGUGUGAAUGUAGUGGGCUGAAGGGAAACACCGGUUUGUGCUGUAUUAAGACUGCAUGCUUGAGUGUUUGAGUUUUGGGGCUCACUGUCUUUCCUAUUCUUCCUCCUACCUCCCUGCCUCCCUUCUUUCCAUUCCCUCUCACUUUUUCCUCUAUCUUGUUACUAUUCUUUCUUUCUUUUUCUUUGUGUGGUGAUCACUGCUCAGUGUUAUGUGCAGAAUGAUACUUUCUGUCCAUCAUUGCAGCCUGCCAUACCCAUGAGCAUAGUUUGGCAUUAACUGUGUACCACUGCCACUCUCUGAACUUUGAAAACUGCUACCUUAAGGCUUCAUAUAGUGAGAGAGGCUUCCUCUCUCCAAUAAACUUGUUGCUUCAGGGUAUACUCUUCAGUUUUUUUCCAGGUAUAUUAUGUACGAAGUUUGUACUAUGUAUAGGCAGAGUUUUAUUUAUUUUUUAAAAACGGAGAUUUUUCUUGAUAAUGGAAUAAUGGUAGCCUAUCUAGUCCUGGUAAAAGUGUUAUCUAUUGGAAAAGGGGGAGGGGGAAAGCCCCAGUUCUGUUCAAUAGCUUUUAGUAAAAGAAUCAGAUCUUUUCUUUCUUGUUUUUUAGAGUCUGAAAAUGGCUUGAAGUUAAGUGCCUUGGAGGAUUUUGUGGAAGAACAUUUAAGGAGAUACUUACAGGAGUUUGCAAAGUUUGAACAGUCUGUCUUUUUAAAUAAGGGCAGAAAGAAAGGUUGUCCAGGUUGUACUGGACACUUCCCUCUCUCACCUCUCCUUAUUUUAUGUGACUGAUUUAAAAUUCUUACACUGCCACUUCUUAAAAAAAAAAAAAAGAAAAAUAUAACCCUUUACUUGUCUAUCUCAGUUGUCAGAAAACUUUUUUUUUUUACAUGAACGGAAUCAAAAUGGGAUGAUAUUUAUGUCGACCAUUUCCAGGGGUUGGUGUGGGUUGGCUGCUCAAGACAGUGUAGGCUGAAUAUGACUGGGAGAACCGUCACUGUCCCUUCUUCCCAUUCCUGACCCCAUCCUGCACCCCCUGCUUUUAAUGGGACAAGGGCUUCUCAAAAGCAGUUGGUCCUCAGCCUGAGUUUUGGGUGUCCUUCUCUCUUCAUGACCCACCUAGUAGGAACAUGGAAAGGGGGCAGGUUUGCAUUUCUAGUUGUACUCUCAGGUCCUUCAUGUGAUUUUUGUGAAAGAAACUAGAGAUGUGGAACAUGUGCCAUGAGAAGACCAAAACUCCCCUAGAGUCAUUAGUUCAGGGUACUAGAGUUAGAGCAGAUCAUGAGGUCAAGUAACAUUUGUACCUCAGUCUACCAUAAUUGUAACAGUGAAUUUUUGUUACAAGCACAUGUUCUGCAAUUUAUGAUUUCAUUCUUGUUUAGAGGAGCCAUGCACAUAAUUGGACAGAGGUAUGGAAUUGAGUCUCUUCUUUCCAAUUAGAAACAUAAUGGACCAUGUUGCUCAUACAUCACCCUAGUGGGGAUGUAAUCUUCCCUUUCAAGCAAGGGAGACUGCCGUGCUACAUAGUUUUUGUAACUUUUUGGACAAGAAAGUUUUAGGUAAAGAUAAACUGUCACAUGAUAUCUUUGAGAUGUAUUUGCAUUGUGCUGGGGAAAAGAUGGUAGAAAAAUGACAGUCAUGUUCUUUUUUUAAUUAAAAGACAGAAAUUGUUAUGUGAAGUAUGAAAAUUUUAAAGCAUAUUUAGUUUUAUACUAAAUCUUUUUUUAAGGUCUUGGCAUUUAAUAUAAAUCAAACCCACACAUUUUUUAACUUGCCAUAAAUUCCUAAAAAAAAAAAAAAAAAACUUCAGUCUUGAAAUGUUGCUUUUUAAAAAUCAUGACACUCUUUUACCAUGAAAUUGAGUAGCUAACUUUUGGUAACAACUUUCAUUUCUUUGUAUGUUUGUAAUAAUGGACAUUUUAAAACCCAGGAAUGUUUUGGUUUGUAUAGACUUUGACAAAUGUGUGUUAAUAAAAUUCAUAUUGAUGUAAGUA